ACUGAAAAUGGUUAUGUAGUUUGUGCUCGAGGUGUACCUGAGAAUGCUUUUGGUGAGCAACCACAUUUUCUAAACCCCCCAGCAACAUUAAUGCUGAAUUGGGGUAUUUUUAUUCCAUGCCAAAGAUUUGUAUGCCAUUUUUUGCCCUUGAGCCUCUGUAAUUGGCAGAUGGUAUUUGUGGUUUGUCUAUAUCAGCAAACUGUUAAUUACAAACUCACAAGUAUUAGAAGUCAUUUUAUUACUAAUAUUAGUAUUUUAGUAUUCAGUAUAGAACCUUUAAUGCACAAAGAUUUUAUUUCCUAGAGAAAUAUGUGGUCGAGGUAAAAUUUUUGUAUAAUGAUGAAAUUUUCAAAAUUUCAGUUUCGGUGUUUUCUUUCCAAGCCCAGUGAAGUUUAAUGAAACACAAUUGUGCUACGUCCAUGAGUGUGAGCUGGGUGGACAGACUGUCACUGAGUGCCACCUCUGUACUAGUUUGUUCUUGUUUGUAGGGAUUGUUUGCUUUUGGAUGAAUUUUCCUGCCAAGCAACUCCAUGUAUAUUCUUUUCUUUGAGGCAAAAGGUGGGAGAAUAUGAUUUGUGUGAAAGACGCUGUAAAAAGCCAGUUAGAAUGUUUCAGAUAAACUUGGGGCUGCGGUGAUGUCCAGCCAAGCACGAGAAGUCUCAACUUCUGCAUUAUUUGGCCAUUAAACUAACGGCUUGGAGGCAUCCCUGUACCUCUUCAGCACCAUGGCAGGGAUGCAGUGGUGAGCUUUGAAUGGGACCUUGCUGAGGCUGGGCUGGAAAGGCGGGAGAGAAAGACAACCGGGUAAAUAACCCGUGUCAUGCCUCGGUGCUUCAGCGCCAGCUGUAACGCGGUGGGAAGAGCCGUUUCCUAUCUCAUGGAAGGAUGACAGGAGCGAGUGCUUUCCGAGGUGCUCAGCUGCCUCUGUAACGGGCUGAAAGAAGCAGAAGAUAUCUUGCGAAUAUAAAUAAACGCGUGGCUGUUCCACCUGGCCAGACCCCGCUGGGAAGGCGCUGACGGGGUUGUGGUUGCACUUUGCCAGACGGGACUUGCGGCGAGGACCAUGCGGUGAAGCCGAGCGCCGGAGCGGGACCGCAGCCCUGCACUCACGGGCCGAGGAGAACAAACAGCCCGAGCAGGAGCCGCGCACCCGCCGCCUCUUCCCAGAGACCUGCAUCGCAACAGCCCCGCUGCCUGCCGCAGCCUGCCGCUGCCUGAGGCUCGAUCCAGACACACCGCUCUGCAGGAAGGGCUGGAUUUGCUGCCCGUCGCCUCCGGACCGAGAGCCCCGCUGCGGAAGGAGAGCGCUGCUCCCCUGGGCGCCCCGCGGAGGAGCGAGCCCGGGGCGGGCGGCUGAUGCUGACCCCCGGGAGAGGGGGGCUGCGCCGGGCAGCACAGCGGGGCUUCCCUCCGCUGGCCCACUAGGACGUGGAGAUCGGCGAGCCAGGGCUGUGCGGGGACGAGGAGCGCAGCCCGCCGGCCUUCCCCGCCCCGCGGGGCCGGGAGGGCGAGGAGCCGGGGCCGCGGCCCCGCCGCCCCCCGCCCGCUGGAUUUGCCGUUCCCGGUGACUCCCCGCAGAUAUAUCAGGUUUCAGAUGCAUGCCAGGUUCCCGCUGAAUGCCAGCAGUAGAGAUCACUCCAGAUGGAGCCCCAAGGUCAGCAUGGCAGCGGCGGUUCCAUGGUGGUGAUUCAGCAGCCCUCCUUGGACAGCCGGCAGCGUUUGGACUAUGAAAGGGAGAGCCAGCCCACGACGAUCUUGUCACUGGACCAGAUCAAGGCCAUCAGGGGCAGCAACGAAUACACCGAAGGUCCUUCUGUGGUGAAAAAGUCUGCUCCGCGGACAGCACCGAGGCAGGAGAAGCAUGAAAGGACUCACGAGAUUAUACCAAUUAAUGUGAAUAAUAAUUACGAACACAGGUCCAGCCAUGUGGGGCACGUGGCACAUCAGCAUAACACGAGGGCUCCCGUCCUGAGCCGGUCGACCAGCACAGGGAGCGCGGCCAGCUCUGGGAGCAACAGCAGCGCCUCCUCGGAGCAAGGGCUGCUGGGGCGGUCACCCCCGUCCCGGCCGGGCUCCGGCCACAGAUCCGAUCGGACAAUCCGGGCGCAGCCCAAGCAGUCGUCUCUGAUCGUGGAUGAUCUGAAGGGUCCUUUGAAAGAGGACUUGACGCAGCACAAGUUCAUCUGCGAACAGUGUGGGAAGUGCAAGUGCGGGGAGUGCACGGCGCCGAGGGCGCUGCCGUCCUGCCUGGCCUGCAACCGGCAGUGCCUGUGCUCGGCCGAGAGCAUGGUGGAGUACGGCACCUGCAUGUGCCUGGUCAAAGGGAUCUUCUACCACUGUUCCAACGACGAUGAAGGGGACUCUUACGCGGAUAAUCCCUGCUCCUGCUCCCAGUCACACUGCUGUUCUAGGUACCUGUGCAUGGGAGCCAUGUCCUUGUUCCUGCCUUGCUUGCUCUGCUACCCUCCGGCCAAAGGAUGCCUAAAACUCUGCCGAGGGUGCUACGACCGCGUCAAUCGUCCGGGUUGCCGGUGCAAGAACUCCAACACUGUCUAUUGUAAACUGGAGAGCUGCCCCUCCCGGGGUCAGGGCAAGCCCUCAUGAUUUUGGGAGGGAGGUUUACUUCCUCCAACUUCAGUUUUUCAGGUUGUAGCUGAUUUUUUUUUUUUCCUUUCCUUCUUCCCCUUCCUCUCCCGUUUUGGGAGGACUGUUCUUUUCCUUUCCUUUCUGUCUCCCCAGCUUCAGAUACACAAGUUCUUCCCUUUGCAUCUUUGCUCUCCUCUUCCUAUUGACUUGGCUGAGUGUGGAGCAUUUCACGUAGUCGUUGCUGCUCUUUGGUAAGUGUGGACCUGGUAUCUGCACCUGUCGCUCACUUGGGCAGGGUCUUUGAGUUUGUAACUGAACCACUCCUGAGAGAGACAGUGAGGGCUCACUGGGCUCUUGAAGCUUCUUGCUCUGUGAAUAUCUCUUCCCAAAGAUGUUUUUCCUUCUCAGCAAUUUAUGGGGUUUUUUUCCUUAACCUUCCGGUAGCCAAGGAAGCCAAUCUUUCCUGAGUGAGCUGGAUUGUGAAAUAAUUUUUUGUGUGUGUUCUUUCUGGAGAGGGAUGUAAAAUAAAGGCUUCACCAAAUGAAAGGUCUGACUCUUCUAUAAGCAGCCUGCUUCUUUUUACAUCUUUUUUUUUUCUCACCCUCUCUUUUUGUCUUAACUUUCGGAACAUUCUCACACCUGAGAAUUACCCUGCCUCCUGCUUUUUUUUUUUUUUUUUUUUACAUUUUCAAUGUAACUUCAGUUUUUGCUACACCGUGUAGAUCUUCACAUUGGAGACAUUGUGGCUGCAACACACUCAUUUGUUUCUUUUGCUGUCCAAUCUUUGAAGGAUAUUGCUCGCUCCACCCUCCUAAUCCCGUUCUUAUAGUCUGUCAGUAUCAGUUGAUAUUAAAGUUGGUGGUGUUCAUAUAUCCAAACAGCCUUCAGGUGUCAUUGAGUCACCUAAAUGUUCUUGAAUCCUUCAAGUUUCUUGUGAUCCUUUUGGUUUAGUGAGUUUAGCUCUGCUCUGUACUUUAUAAUUUUAUUCUGUCCCUGUUUUAUUGCCUUAGCCACAAAUUGUGGUCCUUUUUUGUAUAUUUUAUGUAUAAAACACAAAGUUGAAUCCCAACUAUUUUUAAGACAAAAGUCUGUUAAAACUUUUUUUAUUGUAAAGAAUAUUUAUUAUGUGAAUCUCUAUUAUUUUAUGAUAUUUAUUGCAAAAGACUUUGAAAAUGUACUCAUGUCUGAAUAUAACAAAAUAUCAAUACUUAACGAAAUAAGGAUGACACGAAGAAAGUACAUAUGUUAACUAUAAUGCAGAAAAUAUAUUAAUUAAUGAAAAUGGCUCUUGAGUUCUUUUGUUACAACGACAGGUUGUGAGCUAUGUGUGGAGUUUCUCCUUGAGGUCUGUCAGGUGGCAAAUAACCUCCUAUUGAUACUUCAAAACCACUAGUCUGUGCUCUAGUUUAGUUUACCUAAUUUUAAGUUCACUAACUAUAUAUCAAAUAAGUUUUUUGCUAUGGGAUAUUUAAUACAAUUGAAUAUAUGUUGUGCUUAACAGUGCCAGAAAGUGGAGGCUCUAUUUAUUUAUCAAAGCAUUUGGAAAAAUACAGUUGUGGAGGAGGAAACCACAACUUCCAACUUGGUUGGUUUGUUUGUUUGGUUUUUUUUCCUUAAGGAAUAUCACAUUAACAUGUAAAGCCAUUUUAAGUUUUCCUACAUAAAACUUCCUGGCUGGUUAAAUUGUGCAGCAACUGAAGAAAUUAACCUCCCAAGCUCAAAUCCAAAUAAAAUGCAAGAGGCAGGAUAAAAAUAGUGGUUGUGUUGCUGCAGUUUUGCUAGCUUUGAAAUUUGGGAAUGUGUGUGUUUGGGCCUAUGUCUAUGGCUUAUUUGGUUCUUUUCCCAUACGUUUUCCAAUGUCAACUGAAACUAUCUUCUGUCUUCAAAUUAAAGGCUCUUAAGGGUGA
This is a messenger RNA of Neopelma chrysocephalum (saffron-crested tyrant-manakin), 4493 nucleotides long. RefSeq names its product sprouty RTK signaling antagonist 1 (gene SPRY1). NCBI's taxonomy places the organism in Eukaryota, Metazoa, Chordata, Aves, Passeriformes, Pipridae. The transcript has 4 exons. The record is from RefSeq and is a predicted model, not a curated record. The coding region runs from base 1642 to 2604 and encodes 320 amino acids. Gene Ontology annotation, biological process: negative regulation of Ras protein signal transduction; multicellular organism development; negative regulation of fibroblast growth factor receptor signaling pathway. Gene Ontology annotation, cellular component: membrane; cytosol.